AUGAGCUCGAAGAAAAAGAAGGCGGUUAAGAAGGAGGAGUUGAGUGAACUGGACCCUGAUACCUUGCUAAAGCAAUAUGAAGAGGUCAAAAGAAAGGCAACGGUAACAAAGGAUGAUUUCAAGAAUUUACCCAAAACUGAGCGCGGAAGUGCUUUGCGACUUGCACUUAAAAAGAACAAACGAGCUCGUCAAGCUGAAAGAGAGAAGUUGCGCGAAGUGCUGGGUGAUGCAGCCCCAGCUAAGGAAGUACCGAAAACCAUUGAGAGCACCAGGGAAUAUGAUGAAACAAUGGUCCAGGAAAAUGAUGACGAGGUUGAGCACGAUGAAGCCCAUGAUGAAUUCGCUCCGUAUUUCAACCGCGAAACUACUCCCAAAGUACUAAUAACGAUGUCUCCGUUCGCCAAAAAGACGACGUGGAAGUUCUGUUUUGAGCUUCAUAAGUGCAUUCCGAAUUCGGAAAUUUUCUCUCGCAAAGGUGUUCCAUUAAAGAAAGUUGUAAAGCAAGCUAUAUCAAAAUCUUAUACCGAUUUACUAGUUGUCCAUGAAGACCAAAAGAAACCAAACGGCAUUAUUUUUUGUCAUCUUCCCGAGGGACCGACCGCGUAUUUCAAAAUCAAUAGUUUGAGGUUUUCAAAGGAUAUUCCGCGUUGUGGUGAAUCCAGUGCACAUAAUCCCGAAAUUGUUCUGAACAACUUCAAUACACGUCUAGGUCAUGGCAUUGCUCGAAUGUUUGCCUGUCUUUUUCCACACGAUCCAAAGUUCACAGGACGACGCGUGGUCACUUUUCAUAACCAAAGAGAUUACAUUUUCUUCCGACAUCACCGAUACGAAUUUAAAAAGGAAGGACAGAAAGCUGCUCUACAUGAACUUGGCCCUCGAUUCACCCUGAGGCUGAAAUGGUUACAGAAGGGGACGUUCGAUACUAAAUGGGGCGAGUAUGAGUGGGUAUUGAAGAAAGCAGUAUUAGUAGGUAUGCUGACCCGGAGGCUUGCGUUGACGGCAGCGCAACAACUACGGGUUCGAGCGCAAAUCGGUGGACGCGCUGGCCUUGGACCAUUGAGGUGA
Messenger RNA from Cooperia oncophora, 1065 nucleotides. The record is from the annotation of a GenBank genome assembly. Lineage: Eukaryota; Metazoa; Nematoda; Chromadorea; Rhabditida; Trichostrongylidae.